Messenger RNA from Talaromyces stipitatus ATCC 10500, 1453 nucleotides. Its product is annotated as Ctr copper transporter family protein. Gene Ontology annotation, molecular function: copper ion transmembrane transporter activity. Gene Ontology annotation, cellular component: membrane. The coding region runs from base 58 to 741 and encodes 227 amino acids. The transcript is spliced from 4 exons. NCBI's taxonomy places the organism in Eukaryota, Fungi, Ascomycota, Eurotiomycetes, Eurotiales, Trichocomaceae. The record is from RefSeq and is a predicted model, not a curated record. Gene Ontology annotation, biological process: copper ion transmembrane transport.
GAACUUAUAAGCUCUGAAGAUUCCUCCUCUGAAGAAUCAAUCUACUCAUCCAGACGAAUGAAUCAAAUAACCCUCUCCCCGCCAGGUGCAUUUUCUUCACUCUCGGAUACGGCCAUCACAGGUCCAGAAGUCGGCAACAUGGAUAUGGGAGAUAGUUGCAAGAUUUCCAUGCUAUGGAACUGGAACACAAUCGACGCCUGCUUCAUCUCCAAAUCAUGGCGCAUAACCUCCAACGGCAUGUUCGCCGGCUCCUGCAUUGGCGUAAUCCUACUCGUUAUGAGUCUCGAAUUCCUGCGCCGCUUGUCCAAGGAAUACGAUCGCUACAUUCUUCGCCACUUCAAACAGGCCCUCCAAAUCCCCCGAAAAGCAGGAGCGAGUUUACCCGCCUCUUCACCACCACCAAAAGCGACCGCAUCGGCGACCUCGGGGUUGGAUGAGACUUCUUCGAAUCCUCCUACUUGCGCCAACAUUCCCACGACGACGAAGGAGAUGUAUUACUUCCGUCCUACUUUGGUCCAACAAUCAGUCCGCGCAUUACUGCAUAUGGUCACGUUCGCAGUUGCGUAUUUUAUCAUGUUAUUGGCCAUGUAUUACAAUGGGUAUUUUAUUAUUUGUAUUUUUAUUGGUGCGUAUUUGGGAUCGUUUGCGUUUAGUUGGGAGGGUGUUAGUGUUUCCAUUGAUGGACCGGAUAUGGGUAAGAUGACUGUAGCGAUGGAGGAUGUCACGGUUUGUUGUGGAUGAUUCGACUCGGAAUAACGUUGAAAGGACACUCGGGAGUAAUUACGGUGGCAAUUGUAGUAUGAUAGAUAAAUAGCAGCUACGUCCAGAUUUGUAUUCAGCGAGUAGAUUGGUAGAGUCUAUAUAUAUUGAUCUAUAAAUAAUCAUGCUCAGAGUAUGAAUGUAAGCCUUUGCACAUGCGUGGAAAUAUGUCGAUUCAUAUGAUAUGACCACUGCAUUCCCUCACAAAGACAAAGAAUUGGCCUUCUCAACCUGCCCAUUCGCCAAUGCCUUUCGCUUCUCCCGCCAAAUCAUGGCUCCGUACAAAAAAGUCGAUAGAAUACCCACGAGUACCAUACCGAUCAGCACCCAGUAUCCCACGGUGUAAUUCGGAGCAUCCUUGGACAGAAACAGGAAGACUGCCACGAUCCCACCGGCAUUACCAAAACCAAUCGUCCAUGCAGAGCCAAUACCGCGCUCGGCGUGACCGUGGAGAUUCAUCAGAAUCCAGCAGACUAUAAUAGCGCCUCCGCCAAAUGCGCCCAUGGUGAUGAAGAUGAUUCCACAAUAUUCGGCUGAAAAGUGUUCUUUGCCAUGGUAAUGCAACAUCAAGGCCACGCCGACGAGGAUCAGAGCAUCCGAUGCGAGGAUAAAUGGAUAGCGAAUUUUGACACGGUCCGACCAGAUAGCAACUAUAAGAGCGUAGGCGAAUGCCGCUGCGAAGGGCGGAACGGUA